UGAUUUUGUAGCGGGUAUGCGUUAGUAUUUGGUGCGUAUAGAGUAUUGGUCGAUGAUGACAAACAGCAAAACACGCAAAAUAAAGAAUCAAAAAAGCGCAGAAAGAUAAACCGUAGUGUAUGUGCAAUAAAUACAGAGAAUCGAAUGAAAAGAGAGAAAGAAGAAAAAAACAAAGCGAAACACAACACACAACUCAAAAGUAAACGCAAAGUGAGAACAUCCAAGUCAUUGUGAGCGAGAACGAGACGAAAUAAAAAAAAGAGUGUGUACACAAAUACACAGCAUCAUAAGAAACGAAUAUACAGUAUCGUGCAUUGCAAUAUAAUAUUGCCGCACAGCACACCAGUUUCGAGUGAACAGCAACAGAAAACAGCAGAACAAACGUCGUUGAAUCGGUGUGUAGUAAAGUGGAUGAUUUAUCAAUAAACAAUUUUUUUUGUAUUCUCUGAGUUCGCUAGUUUUGAAUAUGUUUGAAAUUUAAGUUCGGCACGUAUCGUAAUCAACGGUUCCAUCAAAUACACCAAACCAAAAAAAGUGAUUCUAAAUUGUUCUGAGAAACGGACAAUAUACGAACAAUAGAAGAAAAAUAGCCACCGAGAGAUAGGAAAAGAAACGGUCAAGAGAAGAAACGAAGAACAUACAUUUAAAAUGCAAAUGAAUGGAUUAUUAUUAUCAUCAACGGUUGCAGCAUGUUCAAUGAAAUGACAGUAAAACCAACAACAAUAGCAAAAUACAAAGUGAUUUUAUGUGCGUGAUCGUUAUAUGAUAUACAAAAAAGAAAAAGAAAACACAGACGAGUAACGUGAAAGAGAGAAAGAGAGUGAGUGAGAAAACAAAACACCGGAAGUAAGUUGGGUGAUUUUGGAAUAUUGAAUGUGAUUCAUGCGAACGCGUUAAAAUUAUUAUUGAUGCCAAGUGCGAAUCGAGUCUGGAUUACGCUGAGUAAAUAAAGUGCGAAAAUCAUUCGAUUGCUAAAUCAAAUUCAGGCAAUUUUGAAAAUUGCAAAACGCCACACAACGAUUACGAGCCACACCGAUACACACCGCAUUUGAUCGGCUCAAAACGAAACGAAUAGCAGCACACAGCCAACGACGACAAGGUAGGCAAGAGAAGCUACACUUGAAAUUUAGCAGAGCGUGGAUGUGCAUGCAGCGAAGAAAAUCGCAAAGCCGCAUAAAAAUAACGAGAGAAAAAAAAACACAAAACAAUAAUAAUAAAGUUUUUUACAAAUACUCAAAUAAAGCAGAUUUAUCAUCGCUAAAUUGGCGUAGUGUGAUUUAAAUAGCAUAGCCAGAGUUACUGUGUGUAGAAAGAAACAGGACAACAACGAAACAUCCACCACCCAUCACUACUGAACCACAAAAAAAAACAAAUCGAAUAACAGAUACGACAAAUCGACUGCAGAUAAAAGAGAAACAAACAAAAUGGGAAAACUACUGAGCUUGCUGGCACGUGAUGAUUCAAAUUGUUGUACACCGAAGAACUAUGAUGUCUUUCUGGAUUUCGAGAAUGCCGCACCAACAGAAACAGAACGUGAAAUUUAUGAUGAGGUGGAACGAGUGUUACGCGAAUCGGAAAAUGUAUUAGAGGAAAUUCAAUGCUAUAAGGGAGCGGGUAAGGAGAUACGCGAAGCGAUAGCUGAUCCACAGCAACAGUACCAAGAGAAAGCAUGGAAUGCGGUUCUACCAUUGGUCAGCAAACUGAGGAGAUGCUAUGAACAUUCACUGGAAUUGGAACGUGUUGUACCGCGAUUGUUGUCUCAGCUAGUUGGCGGACGACUCAAUCCAACACAGCAUCUAGAAACACAACAAGCCUUAGUCAAACAAUUAGCUGAAAUUCUUGAAUUUGUAUUGAAAUUCGAUGAAUUUAAGAUGAAGACGCCGGCUAUUCAAAAUGAUUUCAGCUACUAUCGACGAACGGUGAGCCGACAACGUAUCGAAAACACUAGUCAAAUGUUGGUCAGCACCGAAUUGGCGAAUCGAAUGUCAUUAUUUUAUGCGCAUGCAACGCCUAUGUUAAAGGUGCUGAGCGAAGCAACUAGUAAAUUUGUUAGUGAUAAUGCUAAUGAUGUUGAUAAUACAACCGAAACUCUAGGAACAAUGGCCAAAGUUUGCUUAAGAAUGCUAGAAAAUCCCAAAUUAUUGUCACAGAUUGAGCGUGAAGAGACGCAUUUGCUGGUGUUGCGAGUGAUGGUAGGUUUGGUCAUUUUAUAUGAUCAUGUUCAUCCAGUCGGUGCUUUUGUACGUGGUUCACACAUCGAUGUCAAAGGCUGCGUUCGUUUGUUGCAAGCACAACCUGCCGUCAAAGCAGAACCACUGUUGAAUGCAUUACGAUACACGACCAAACAUUUGAACGAAGAAAAUACGUAUACCAGAAAAAUCGCCAGAUUGAUACGUCUGGAAUAAACUUUAUUGCUAACCACACUUACUUUAUUCAGAUCCAUAGUUUUGGAGUUCGAAUUGGCCGCCAUGUUUUAUUGCAAUUCCAAUUGAAUUAUUUAUUUUUCUCCUCAAAAAUGUAAAUGAAAUCCAACAUUCGAAAUCUAUUGGCCGCAUAAUAAAUUGACAAUGCAUAUGCACUGCCACCCCAUACACAUAUUUUCACAAAAACACAUAAUUACUUAUAUUUGUCACAAAUUGAACUUAUAUCAUAAUAUGUUUUUCACACACACACACAUACAUAAACAACAACAAAAAAAAAACAAAAUAGAUCACACACAAAAUUUCCGACAUGACGUUGAUUCAUUGAACAUUGAAAAGAAUAAUGAGCAUGUGGACUGAACCACAUUUUGAUAUUGGAAUCAAAUCCAUACACCAAAUAUAGUAUAUAAUUUAAAUGGGAAUUUGUAGCACGGAGCAAAGUAUGAUCAUUUCUCUCGACGACUUUAAAUUGAGUUCCUAUGCGAAACAGCACGGCGCUGAGAAAUUCCUUUACUCCACGUGGGCGCAACGAAAUAACAUACAUAAAAUGGAAACAUGAACAAAAUACAUACAUACAUAUUUUUUAUUAACACCUUUUUUUCCUGUUUCUCCGUUUUUUUUUUCUUCUUUUUGUAAUUUUUACAUUUAUAAACUGUAUCAUACUAUAAUGUAUUAUGGAAAUUGAAUAUAUCCACUUUUCAUCUGAACUAAUUUCAAUGAAAUGAAACAAAAACACACAAAUCAACGAUCGAAUCGUAAAGGUCAACAUGUUGUUCCUCUUUCGAUCCAUACUGUUUAAUUGAUAUGUUAAUUAUUAUUUCAGAUAAAUUAAAAUAAUAUAUCUAUGUAUUACCAAUUAAAAGAAAAUGUGUAAUUAAUGCAAACCAACACAAAACACACAUAUUUAGUUUAAAUUGUAAGUUAUAAAUUAGUGAAAAUACCAUUGUCGACACACCGCGCGGACUUUGUAUAAAUAAUAUUUUAUAGCCAAAUUGUAAUGUUAGUUAAAUACAAAAAAAAAUUAAGAACAAAACAAUGAUCAACCGUCGAUCAAAAUGUUAUGGCACGACUUAGUAUUUUAUUAUCAAAUUUGAUGGAUCUUUUCAAAGCUUAAUGAUGGAUACUUUAUUGAUUUCAAAAAAAUUGGAGAUUUCUUCGAGAUGAAAAAUCGCAGGUUUCUUAACGAAUAAAAUUUUCCAAUUGGUUUAGAAACUAAUAAAAAAACUUUAAAAAUUUCAUUAAAAAAAUUAAACGUAUAAAACUGAACAUUUUCAAAUUUUUCUGUUUUUUUUUUUAAUGAAAUUUUCAAUGCAAUUUAAAAUAUAAAUGUUGAGCCAAAGCUUAUGCAAUUGUAAAUUCUGGGUCUCUGUCGUCUUGAUUGCUUUUGAGAAAAAACGCCAAAUAGUAUGAACACCGAUAGACGUGCCGUAACUUUUUGUCGUUGGUAUAAGCUUAUUCAAUUUUGAGCCACCUUUCAAGGAAUCUAAUAAAUGUCUAAUGUCAAAUUUAUUCCUCACCGCUUCAAAUCCAGGCAACAAAAAAAAAAAAA
Contarinia nasturtii (swede midge) is the source of this 3969-nucleotide messenger RNA. Its product is annotated as protein FAM49B. The record is from RefSeq and is a predicted model, not a curated record. Gene Ontology annotation, biological process: regulation of actin filament polymerization. The coding region runs from base 1425 to 2405 and encodes 326 amino acids. Lineage: Eukaryota; Metazoa; Arthropoda; Insecta; Diptera; Cecidomyiidae. The transcript is spliced from 5 exons. Gene Ontology annotation, molecular function: small GTPase binding.